Vittaforma corneae ATCC 50505 is the source of this 471-nucleotide messenger RNA. RefSeq lists its product as uncharacterized. The transcript has a single exon. Gene Ontology annotation, biological process: regulation of transcription by RNA polymerase II; cell differentiation. Bases 1 to 471 code for a protein of 156 amino acids. NCBI's taxonomy places the organism in Eukaryota, Fungi, Microsporidia, Nosematidae. Gene Ontology annotation, molecular function: RNA polymerase II cis-regulatory region sequence-specific DNA binding; DNA-binding transcription factor activity, RNA polymerase II-specific. The record is from RefSeq and is a predicted model, not a curated record.
AUGGUUGUGAAAGAACUGCAAUCAAAAAUGAACGGAAUAAGACAAAUGUAUUUGAAUUGUUGCAAAUCUAUACUAAAGAAUCUUGAAUCCAAGGAAAAUGAACUACAAAAAUCAAAUGUACCAUUCCAGCCUUCUAUAUCUUUAAAUCUUAGAAAUAUUAUUACAACAAAGAUUGAGAAUAUUAGGGAACUGGCUGUAAAUAACAUAGCACAAGAACUCUCAACUUUUCUGUCUCAAAGGGGAGGUGGAUUUCAACAUCCAUUGAAUCAUAAAAAAGCAAAACGGUUUUCAAAAAAAAUAAUAGAAAUUUUGGAAUCUAGCUUUAGAAAAGAUAAGUAUCCAACUGAUACUGAAAAAUUACGUUUAGCAAAUUUGUGCAUGAUUUCAACGAAACAAGUUAAUAAUUGGUUUACCAAUAAGAGAAACCGUUCAAAAUCAUAUAAAAAUGGAUUUAUAACGUAUGAUAAAUAA